Messenger RNA from Syngnathus typhle (broad-nosed pipefish), 1233 nucleotides. RefSeq names its product chemerin-like receptor 1. The transcript has 2 exons. Gene Ontology annotation, molecular function: G protein-coupled receptor activity; complement receptor activity. Bases 25 to 1194 code for a protein of 389 amino acids. Gene Ontology annotation, biological process: inflammatory response; phospholipase C-activating G protein-coupled receptor signaling pathway; complement receptor mediated signaling pathway. Gene Ontology annotation, cellular component: plasma membrane. Lineage: Eukaryota; Metazoa; Chordata; Actinopteri; Syngnathiformes; Syngnathidae. The record is from RefSeq and is a predicted model, not a curated record.
CACACCGAUUGCAUUAUUAGAGUGAUGGAGUUGAGUAAUUUCUCCUUUUCUCACAUCUUCAGCCCAUCGGACAGCUUUGACGAAGGUUUCAGGACCAUGGAGAGCAUGACUCCAUCUGCCUUUCCAAUUAAUAAAACCACUGCACCUGAAGAAGACUUCAAUGACCUUUUCGGCAAUUUUUCCGAUCCGCAUGAACAGUUGAGAGAUUCCCUCAACAUCAUGUCAUCUGUCGUUUACUCUUUAGCUUUUGUCCUGGGCGUGCUGGGCAAUGGCUUGGUGAUCUGGGUAACGGGAUUCACGAUGAAGAAAACCGUUAACACAAUUUGGUUCCUCAACCUUGCUGUGGCCGACUUUGUCUUCACGGCCUUUCUUCCGUUCAGUGUGACGUACACCGCUUUAGGAUUCCACUGGCCAUUCGGCAAGUUCAUGUGCAAGCUUGCUAGCGCAGUUAGCGCUCUCAACAUGUUCACCAGUGUUUACAUCCUGACGGUGAUCAGCAUGGACCGAUGCGUGUCUGUUGUGUGGCCUGUUUGGGCCCAGAACCACCGCAAUGUCCAAAAGGCGUCCCGUGUGAGUUUGUGUGUUUGGACGCUGGCUCUGAUUCUAAGCACUCCAUAUUUCAUCUUCAGAGACACAGGGCCGUCCUUCUUCAGCAAAGAAGUUAUUAACUGCUUUAACAACUUUGUAUUUUCUGAUGACUUUACACCUGAGCUGAAUCAACUCCGACUGUUUCGCCAUCGGGCGAUAACAGUGUCUCGCUUCCUCCUGAGUUUUGCAAUCCCCUUCACCGUCAUUGUGUCCUGUUACGCUGCCAUCAUCCAUCGCCUCAGAAAGAAUCCCAACCUGGCCAGCCAAUCGAGUCGCACCUUUAAGAUAAUUGCUGCCGUUAUUGUUGUUUUUUUCCUCUGCUGGGCUCCUUUUCACACCCUUGUUUUAUUGGAAUUAACAAGUUACACGCAUUCAAGUUUAGCGUUCCAAAAUGUUAUUACGCUUGGACUCCCAAUAACCACAAGCUUGGCCUUUAUCAACAGUUGCUUAAAUCCAGUUCUCUAUGUGUUCAUGGGACAAGAUUUCAAGGAUAAAGUUUGUAAAUCUAUUGUGCAAACACUGCAGCAUGCUUUCCAGGAAGAGGACUCUCAAGUGGACUCAAAGACAGUUGAAACCACUCAGGGCAAUGAAAUGAAUUCAGUCUGACUUUGCAAAUAUAAACAACCAAUUAAAUUGUUCACCAGA